GCGCUCCCGGCUCUGCCCUCGCGUGUGCGCGCCCUGGGGGCGGGGCCGCGGAGCAGCCCCCGCCGCGCGCUGAUUGGCCGAAGAGUCCCAUUAUGCAAAUCACCCAGCUGGAGGGCGUGGCUUAGGGCAAAGGGGCGGGGUUUCGACACCAGUUUGUCAUUAUGGGGCGGGGUCAUGGGCGUGGCUUCUGCAGAGGGGGCGGGGCCUGCCCGGCUGCACGUGGGCGCUAUAAAUGCCCGGCCCGGGGCCUCCCCGCAGUCGAGGCUCGGCCCCGAGCCCCGCCGGGGCCCCCCUGGUGCCACCACCCCGAGGCUCGAGGGGACAGGAGGGACCGCGGUGCCCUGGAUCGGGGGGGACACGGGACACGGAUCGCUGCCCCCGGGGCUCGGGGGGUGCCGGGACCGGGGGAGCAGCGGCAGCGGGGCCGGGGUCACCCCGGGGGUGGGGGGGACACACAGGGACAGGGACAGGGCCACCCCAGCGGGGCAGUGGCACCGAGGCCCGGUCACCCCGGGGGAGGUCACGGCAGGUCCGGGAGCGCAGGGACACCGGGACCUGCCCGGCUCCGGUCCUGCCCUGCGGCACCGCGGGACCCCCGGUGACCCCCGGUGGCACCGAUCCCGCCUCACCCCCGCCCGGUGACGGUGCCAGCUCAGCACAGCGCGGGGCUGUUCGGGCCGGUGUGACCCCGCCGUGUCCCCCGUACAUGACAGCCCGGUCCCGGUCCCGGUUCGGGCCGGUGUGAUCCCCCCGUGUCCCCCCGCCUCCCGGUUCAUGUCCGGUUCUCGGUUCGGGCCGGUCCCGGUUCAGCCCGGUGUGACCCUCCCAUGUCUCCCCCGGUCCCGGUGUGCCCCCCCC
Passer montanus (Eurasian tree sparrow) is the source of this 858-nucleotide messenger RNA. RefSeq names its product putative cuticle collagen 80. Bases 175 to 642 code for a protein of 155 amino acids. The transcript has 2 exons. The record is from RefSeq and is a predicted model, not a curated record. Lineage: Eukaryota; Metazoa; Chordata; Aves; Passeriformes; Passeridae.